Messenger RNA from Letharia columbiana, 4797 nucleotides. RefSeq lists its product as uncharacterized. The transcript is spliced from 3 exons. NCBI's taxonomy places the organism in Eukaryota, Fungi, Ascomycota, Lecanoromycetes, Lecanorales, Parmeliaceae. Bases 1 to 4797 code for a protein of 1598 amino acids. The record is from RefSeq and is a predicted model, not a curated record.
AUGGACUCAUCCCCUAGAAGUACUGCGUCUUCCGACCUAUACUCUCCCUCAGAGUCAGCGCAGCCAGAAGCUGCUCCCAUAACGAACGGUAUCGAGCAUAAAGUCUCCCACAAGCGGAAACGGGAACAAGAUCCAAAUCCUAACCGUAUCAUGCAGAAUAGGAGAGAUUUUCCUACAGUUGUUGACAGCCAUGGAUCUACAGAUGAAGCUCCUUCCAGGCAGGCCGAUAAUCUCAUGGAGAACCUUUCCAGAGUCAAGCGACCCAGGCCAAACGGUUACAGUAUUGGAACAGGAGCAGACCUUUCUUGCAAAUCGUCUGCGUUGCCUGCUGUUCACUGGCAACAUAUCUUCUGUUAUGUUCCACCCGUCUUUCUUGGGCGUAUGUUAAGCGUAAACCACGCUUUCAAUACCAUUUUGACCCCUGGCCAAAGUGAAGAGGAUCCCACUCCGCUACCUAAUAGCAUUAUACAGCCACUUAAAGCAGAGGCCAUUUGGGCUCUUUCUCGGAGAAGAUUCUGUCCGGGAAUUCCAAGGCCUAUCCAUGGGUUAAUGGAGCUUGAAAUGUGGAAAUUGCUCAAGGGAAAUGGUUGCCAGAUCUGUGAAAAGGUCAAGGUUGAUACUUCUGUAGCAAAUCCACAGGAUCCGUGGGAGUCCGGACCUGGUGACACCGGUGUCAGGGUUAUCUGGCCCUUUGGGCUAAGGUGUUGCGGUCCAUGUUUGCAAGACAAUACUCAAAAGGAACUGGAUCUUUCUAUGUCGUCGGAUUGCCCGUUUUUCCUCCUGCAGGGUCUCCCCUUUGCCUUCAUAUCAGAAAAUUACCACUACAUUGGUCAUAACGUCUUGCGAAGCAUUACAGCUCCACCUAUGCUGCGCAUGACAAAACGUUACUACAAGCCCGAUGUGGAGGAGAUCAAGCGCCAAUUUGAAAAUGCGAAGGAGCUUGGUGUUGCGUCCGCAGAAGAGUGGACCAAGGGCCUGGCUCAGCAAGGGCAGCAGUGUCUCGAGGACAUCAUCCGCUGGGAGCAGUGGGACUCCAAAGGCGGGCUGAAGAACGUGAAUUUGCGUCCGAAUCCCAAGGCAGUUAUUUCCAGUGCCAAAGGUGAAACCUAUUCGGAUCGAUCAACUCCGCAGAGCAUGGCCUUCUCAACGAAGUCUGAGGGCGAUCAGGCGAGUCCACUUGCGACGAGUGCAUCCACACCAUCGUUUCAAUAUCCUAAGAACCCCCCGGUCCCUAUCCAAGGCGGUGUGCAACAUGGACCUCAGGUUGCAUCCCAUCAGCCACGACCGGAACGCAACAUAAAGGACGUCAAUGAAGCUAAAGCAGCUCGACGAGCGGAGAUAGAGCGCCGCUGCGCAGCCUUGGACCCUCCUUUGUUGCCCAGUGUAUUGAGGCACAUGGACUCUUUCCAAGCAGCCAUGCAAAUAUCGCAGCCAAUGACGGACCAAGCGUGGGAAAUACUCAGGCCUCGUCUGCUUUCCCAGCUCACUUGUGCUGAACGGCGCGAGAAAGAGCAAGUACAGCAAACCGAGAUCCUUGCAGAGGAGUACAGACAACGACGUCAGCAGGAAGCUCAACUAAAGGAGACCAAGGAGAACUUUGACCGCGAAUGGGAGAACUAUCAGGCUCCGGUCCGGCAUCGGAUUGGUGCUUUGGCUACUGAGGCCAUUGAAUCCAGGUGGGCCGGAGGUAAAGCCGUCACGAAAGAAUCAAGUCCCAAAUUUGCGGCAGAUGUGCUGCUGGAUGUCCGCCAACGCUUUUACGCUGCAGUAGUACAGGAGGAUGAAGCUGCUCUUGCCGCUGGUGAAUCUGUAAAGACCGAUCCACCCAACGGACCACCAACUAGAAAAUUGAUUCUCGAAAAUAUGAAAUGGCUGUUCGAUACCAAGAUCAAGCCGCUGACGGACCAUUUCCAAAGAGAGCUGUUUCUUUGCAACGGUUGUGAUGGCAAUUUCAAGUUUUACGGCUUCGAGGGUGUAAUUCAGCACUAUGCUGCAAAACACACCACCGCGCUUAGUAUGGGAAACAUCGUGGUUCACUGGCGAUCCGAGUGGCCGGAGCAUCCUCCUUUCAACCCUAAUCCCAGUGUUGCUAAAACAAAUUACUACAAGAUCCCCACUCCAGCGCCUCCUGUACAAGUUCCGGCUGUUAGAGAUCCACGAGGACCAAUUACUUACGGCAACUUCGUUCAGCCCGUGGAGACAAGUACCCCAAAUGGAACAUCACAGCAUCAAACCCCCCAAUAUCCCACUGUUGGAUACCAAAAUUCGUACCCAGGCCCCCGCCAGGAAGGCCCUCCCCAAGUGUUACCCGCACAAUCUCACCCACCUGCAAACUCAUCUCACAUUGCCGGAGUUGGCCACUCUGGAGUUCAGAAUGGUUACGGAACCAGUACUGCCUCUUACAACCCGUUUCCCGUUGCGCAGCAAGGCCAAGUAGCACAGUAUGGCUCCUUUCCUGGUCAACAAGGAUACCCAGGAUUUCCACAAGGACAGCUUGGUACAAUCCCGCAGGGUUACUUUCCCGAAGUCAGUGCGAACAAUUAUGGAGGGCGCCCAUCGGUACCAUAUCCAGGAAAUUUCCAAAAGGGACCUUUGGCCACCCUUGCCCAAGUCCACAAUGUUCCUGGUCAAGUAUCAGAUCUGUAUCAGCGUCAAAUGGACGAGAUGGCCAAACAUGCUAAAGACGUUUUUACCGGCAUUGGCGGGGUUAAAGAUCUUCCAGGCAGCGUCCGGAUCUAUGUCGUAAUCCAACACACUGUUGCCAGAUUCAAAGCCUCUUUCCCCAAUGAGCCUAGUCUGUCUAUGUUUAUCGACGGGCUUGACCAUAAUGCUGUGAUGAGACCUGUCAGAAGUGUUAAUGGACUAGGCUGCAGAACUUGUAUGAACAACGGCACAGGAGCCAAGCUGUAUACAUUGCCUCACUUAGUCAACCAUUUCAGAACAGCUCACGUCGAGACGCCACAAAUGCUUGGGCACCCACAAGCUCCAGAACUCGAUUGGAAGCACGAUAUGAUAGAUUAUCCUGACCUCUCGGUCAUCUCCAAACUCCUCAAUGCUAAUGGUAUGACCGAUGCCAAACUAAGCUUGAUUGCUUUGGUCUUUCCUGAUGCAUUUCCCACUCCUCUUCCAAACCUGAAGAAUCGAACGAAUACGGGGCCUCACCCUAUGUACAGAAAGGAACUCGACGCGAAUACAAAAGGAGCCUCCGGAGCUCCGUCAAAACCGUUGGCCGCUCUCCCAUCUCAUUAUGGAGGUCAAUCUGGCGAUCAGUCUUUCAAUCGGCCACAUAGUGCUUUUCGGCUGUUGUCACCAGGUCGCUCAUCCGAGCCUCUUGAACCGCCGGGAGAGGAUGAAUACGAUCCCCAUAGACCUGCAUACUUAGGCAAGAUUGUCAAAAUUGACACUGGCUCAACCCAGUCUCACAAGCCUGUCCAGCAUUCGCCAUUACAAGAUGGUCACCGAUACUUGUCCUACACUCAGCAAGAAAAGUCUAACUAUGCAAUGCCUCCACGGCUGGAGGACGAACAAACUUACAACAGUGCCAGCGUAUCACGGCCGAAGAUAAGCGAGAAUUAUUCUAGGGAGUCUUACGAGCCAUUCGAGCAUGUGACGCAGCCUCAGUCUCCAGUUCCGAAUGCCAUAUCUCGGUCGGGGCACCGUUUCCACCAGCAUGCAGGAGUCCAAGCCAAGCCUUCUCGACCAGACAUUGUGAAUCAGUACGAUAUUCCUGUCGAUUACAUCAGAAAUUAUGGUCGUACUCCAGAGGAUGAGAGGCCUGGAGAGAUCUUGAGCUCUGUCAAGCGUGGCGCACAAGGCGUGUCCCCACCCGAGGCGGUAGUUGCUGCAGACCGAUUUCUCAACACUUUAGCCCCAGAAACUGAGGGUGCCCGUACUCAUAAGCGCUUUUCGUCGGAACGAGACACAGAAUGCGCUUCACAGGGCCAGUGGCUUAGCGAGCCACCAUUCAAGCGCCGACAACAGUAUUUCGGACAAGAUGGCGCUUACGAUCAGCGAUCGGGAGAUGAGGUCAAGGUCAAAAGGCAAGAGAACGACAUUCUUGGGAACCAGCUGCGGACAGGAGGUUCUUCCGAGCCAAGAAAGAGUAGCCAGGCCGCCGUUCCACAAAGAUCGGGUUCUCAUACCCAUUACUAUGACGGCUUACGGCCCUUAUCCCAAGUACCGUUGGGGCCUGUCAGAACUGGCGGCAGUCCGCCUGUGCGAUACGCUCCUUACGAAGACUCUGAGCAAGUGGUCGUCAACGAUCGUCAAGACAUGAACGGCAGUGUGCUGAAAAGACAACGCAGCGGGAGCCACACUUACCAAGUUUCACGCAUAUCACAAUAUCGCGACCAAUCAGCAUCCCCUCAACGACCGCCUGCAGAGACAGCUCUCUACCGGCCCAGAAGUCCGGUAGAAGAGGACAGACGCGAUUCUCUAUACCAAGUUCGAUCCCCGUCGUCACGCAGGGUAAACCGCUCCCAAAGGAUUCCCAAUAACGAGUAUGCGACGCAAACUCGUUAUGAGUAUAUUGAUGAUCCCUGUGUUCCGAGCAGUCGUCAUCAGCAACGUGUUGAAUACGUGCCGAUCAGGUAUGAGGAUUCUGGAAUUAGGGAGCCUGCUCGAUACGUUAUCGCUCGACCAGUAGAGCAGAUGGGCCCUGAAUACGUCCGCUACGAGUCGAGCUAUGCUGCGAACCCGGUUUACGAGCGCAACGGCCAGGUCUACGGUGCUCCUCAAAGACCUUAUCAGGAUCCAUACCGGGAAGCCCCAUCUUUUGCGCAGAGCCACCAGUACUGA